AUGUUUGGAUUUGGCGGGCGAGCAGCGCCUGCACGGGUCGCCACAGACUGCGUGGUGCCCGUGGGGUUCUUCGACAAUACCAUCAUCUUCCGCACGCUUGUCCUAUACACCCUCUUUGCAUUCGACGAUGUACUGGAUCCGUACAGGCUGCGCACGUCGCUCGCGCGUGUGGUCGCGCAGCCUGGGUGGAACAAGCUGGGUGCGCGUGUGCGCAGAAAUACAUCCGGUGAUCUUGACCACCACAUCUUCUUGUCGUACUCCGAAGAGCGUCCUGCCAUCGGAUACGACCAUCUAGACCUGGGUGAUGGGAACUUGGAGGACCAUCCCGCAGCAUCACACAUUCCAAAGCCAUCUCAUGACAGCCACUCAACCGUUGUGAGCGACCCCGACAAGCUGGUGGACCUCUACUCGAGCCCUGGUAUCCCCAAAGGCCUCGACGACUACAUAUACUCGGACAGGCCUGAGCUUGGGCUGCGGGUGGUUUCGUUCAAGAACAAGACCAUUGUGGUCCUCCACUGGAUUCAUCGCAUGCUGCUACAGAGGCCGGUCAAGAGGAUGUACCUUUCAUCUCCGAGGGCGACGUGCUGCUGGCCUGGACGCGUCAUCCAGGCCAUGACAGCCAGCCUGUCGCGGGACUCGGAGACGACCAUCGCCGUCCAGCAGGCGUACCAAUUCCGACCUGUGCUCAAGGACCUAAAUCCCGUGGGCCGGCCGUUCCUCAGCAACUGCGUCAGUUUCCUAGUCUCCUUGAUGCCUGCGAAAGACGUUACCCUGAAACCGCUGAGCCACUUGGCGUCGAGCAUCCGUCACUUGAUCAAGGAGCAGGGCAUACGCGAGCAGGUCGAGGCGUACACGUCCCUCGUCCGCGAGGACCCAGCCAACCACGCACCUCCCUUCUUUGGCGAGAGCGGGAUGCAGCUCAUCAUGUUCUCCAACUGGUCAAAGUCCAACCUGUUUGCCACCGAUUUGUCCGCGGCAGCGGCGAAGUCCCGGAGUGAGCCUUUGUGUUCGUCCUAUUUGCAGAGCGUGCAGGGGCCGUGUAACUUCAACGACGGCAUUAUUGUCGUUGGCAAGGACAUGCAGGGCAAUCAUUGGCUGUCAGGAUACAGAGCUUGGGGCCUCUGGGGCCUCAUGGAGGAGGAGAUUGCCAGGCAAAGGACGCAAUUGAUGGUUUGA
Messenger RNA from Emericellopsis cladophorae, 1176 nucleotides. RefSeq names its product AAA ATPase. Lineage: Eukaryota; Fungi; Ascomycota; Sordariomycetes; Hypocreales; Bionectriaceae. The coding region runs from base 1 to 1176 and encodes 391 amino acids. The record is from RefSeq and is a predicted model, not a curated record. The transcript has 3 exons.